AUGUCCUUUUCUACUACUUUGUUAGAGCCAUCCUUUAGUGAAAAUUUAGCCUCUUGCUUUAUUGACUGUAAUUUAACGCAUUGCCAAGGUAAUAGUGUAUUGUCUGUUCUAAAAACACAUACGUGCUUCUCUAAUUUGCCAAAAGAUGUUAGAACUCUUUUAAACACACCAAGGCAUCGUGUUGUAUAUGAUAUCGAACCAGGACAAUAUUUACAUUUUAACGUGGAAGUAGCAAUUGUUAAAAAUCUCUCUAACGCUUUAUUUGUAUCUCUUAUUAGAGAAUUAGAACUCGAUUUCAGUACUGAUGGAUGUUUAUUAGAUAAAUCAGGUACUAUUCAAAUUUGGCCAAUUCAAUGCAGAAUAUCAAAUGUGAAAGAUAUAAAACCAAUAGUUGUAGGAAUUUAUAAAGGUGCACAAAAAUCUAAUAAUGCUAAUGUUUUCUUUCAAAAAUUCAUUACCGAUGUAAAAUCAAUUCUAUCCAAUGGAGGUGUUAAUUUUCGUGGCAAUUUAAUACCAGUGAGAUUAAGGUCGUUUAUAGCUGAUGCACCUGCUCGUGCUUUUAUUUUAAAUCACCGUCUCAUGUCUCAACACCCAUGUUCCAAGUGCAAAGUACGAGGCACACUAAUAAUGGUCAUUAUGUAUUCAAUGGUGUGA
This is a messenger RNA of Odontomachus brunneus, 654 nucleotides long. RefSeq lists its product as uncharacterized. The transcript is spliced from 2 exons. The coding region runs from base 1 to 654 and encodes 217 amino acids. The record is from RefSeq and is a predicted model, not a curated record. Lineage: Eukaryota; Metazoa; Arthropoda; Insecta; Hymenoptera; Formicidae.